Macrosiphum euphorbiae (potato aphid) is the source of this 1413-nucleotide messenger RNA. NCBI's taxonomy places the organism in Eukaryota, Metazoa, Arthropoda, Insecta, Hemiptera, Aphididae. The record is from the annotation of a GenBank genome assembly.
AUGUCUCUUAAUUUGUACACUAAUAACGUGUGUUUAUUGGGCAUUAAAAACAUAUUCAAGUUUAAAUUACAUUCAAAAUUUAUACAUAGGUCUGUUGCAGCUAGAAAAAUCACACCUCAAGAAGUGACGGCGAUUUUAAGCUCUAAAGAACAUAUUUAUGAAUUUGAACAGAAUUUGGGAUCUGUUAAAGCAUAUGAAACAAAUCAACUGGAAUCAAAUGCUCCAAUUGAAGAUACCCGCGCUGAAGCAAAAUGUCUUUUAACAUCUGGUAUGUUAUUCGGAGUAUUUGAUGGACAUGGUGGCGCAAGCUGCUCACAUGUAAUUACCAAACGUUUAUUUGAUUACAUUUGUGUAAGUCUGUUGCCCAAGCCACUACUUUUAGAAUAUCUAGAGUCUGGUAAUCAGCUUGUUGAAAUGCGCAAUGAGACAUUUGAUUUAGUUGGUGAAUUAAAAACCUUAUAUGCUCAAAGUCUGAAGUCAUAUGUACUUAAAUUAAUAAAUGAAAGCCAAGAACAUCAGUUUAAAAUGAAAGAUGCAUUAGAAAAAGCUUUUUUGCAAUUAGAUGAAGAUAUUAUGGCUGAAGCAAGAUUUAAUAUCAAUAGUGAAGUUGAUAAUUUAACAUUGAAUGUAGGGUUGUCUGGAUCCGUAGCAUGUGUUGCUCAUAUUGAUGGACCUCAUUUACAUGUUGCUUCAACUGGAGAUUGUUUGGCAGUAGUUGGAGUAUACACAGACGAUGACACAUGGAUAGCUAAGGUUAUGGUUGAGGAACAUAAUACUGAUAAUUUAAAUGAACUUCAUAGAGUGAUUUCUGAACAUCCAUCUAAUGAAAAAGACACGGUUAUAAAAUAUGAAAGACUUCUUGGUCAGCUAGCACCAUUAAGAGCUUUUGGAGAUUUAAGAUAUAAAUGGUCAAGAGAAAUGUUAUCGGAGCACAUUGUUCCUAAACUGGGAGAAAAUGCAAUACCUCCUUUUUACUACACACCGCCAUAUUUAACUGCUAAACCUCAAGUUGCUCAUCAUCAUCUUCAACCAAGAGAUAAAUUUCUAAUACUUGCUACAGAUGGCCUGUGGGAUUUCAUGUCUCCGUUACAAGUUGUUCGUUUGGUUGGAGAACAUAUGAGUGGAAAAGUUACAUUGACACCACUCAAGUUACCAAGAAAAAAUAUGAAAUUAAGUGACAUAAAUAAUUUACUUUUACAAAGACGAGACAGUUUAAAACGAAAACCAGUUGAUGCAAAUGCAUGUACACAUUUAAUACGCAAUGCAUUAGGCGGUUCUGAAUAUGGCGUUGAGCAUGCUAAAUUAUCUCAAUUACUAAAUUUGCCCAAAAAUAUUUCUAGAUCAUUUAGAGAUGAUAUAACUAUAACUAUUGUUUAUUUUAACACAGAGUACUUAAGACAUCCUCAAUCUUAA